This is a messenger RNA of Atta colombica, 2926 nucleotides long. RefSeq lists its product as uncharacterized. Bases 609 to 2552 code for a protein of 647 amino acids. The record is from RefSeq and is a predicted model, not a curated record. The transcript has 12 exons. NCBI's taxonomy places the organism in Eukaryota, Metazoa, Arthropoda, Insecta, Hymenoptera, Formicidae.
GCUGGACCCUUUAGAGAUUCUCGCAAUCGUACGAACACGGCUGAGACGAACCGCUCGUCCUAACGUUUGCGUUGCACCUCCGCACACAACAAUGCAGCGUUACUUCAAGGAGGAUUGUGAAGACUCACAAUCAAGCCUGUGUGGGUGCGUGCGUUCGCGUACGUGAGGUCGUUGUAUUCUCUCGAGUCUCGAUGGGAAACUCCGUCGUGCCAUUUACCUAUCGUACCAUGCAUUCUGCCGCCGAACUGCUCUUUGUCAAACAUUACUAAUUGACGCGAGCAUUUUUGCCGGAAGUCUCGUUUCGGCGCAUUCAUCAGAAUCAUCUACCGUCAGUGAUUAUGCGGAGGGAUAGUUCAACAGAAUAAGUGGCAAUAUUGAAAUUUGCAGCUGCAAUAUAAAAAUAUUCUCGGCAUCCACAUCUGUGAUAUUUGGCAUACAUCACCAUUAUCACGUAUAUUAUGAUAAACGAAAAUCAACAUCUGUCUUGUGCAACAGCCAACAAGAAAACAGUGUUUUCUGGUGUAGUCAGUCUCACAUGGCGAUUUGAGUUAGGAUCAAUGCCAUUCUUAUAUUAAUAAUCAUACUCCUGAACGUAAACUGAACAAAUCAUGAGGGUCACAGCGUGCCAUUUUCGUCGCUGUAUAAUAGCAGGACUAUUCAUAGCACUUUUAUUUUGUGUUGUUCAAGUAAUACGAAUAGAAUUAGGAUUUAAUGAACCCGAUAUGUCAAAUCUAAAUAAAUUAAUGUACAUAUCACAAUUGAUCAAAGAAUCAGAACAGUCUUAUUCAAGAGAUGGUGCUGUUGCAUGCAAAUUACCCCAAUUAAAUAUCUCUAGUCCAGAAAUAAUGAAAUUCAUACAUGAUGUAUCACCCUUAUCUUGUGGAGCAGAAGAUUGGGUUAUAGUUGAAGGUUCAAGACUUGUUAUUACUAAUAAAGCAAAGACGAAAUAUGGACACAUAAUAUGCAUCUUUAGUGAAAUUAUCAGAACAGACGACUACAAUAACAAAUUGUUAGAUGGUAUAGAGGCUGAUGAUUUCUACAUUAUGAGAGAGAGUGAUUUUGCAGAUGUCAGAUGCAAAUCGAAAAGUGGAGAUGUGUGGCAUAGUAUACUCGCUGGUGUGAAACACGAUCCGUAUGUCAAACAGAAGCACAAUUGGGAAAACGUACCAAACACAGUCUUGAAAUUGAAUGUGCUCAUGUUCGGCUUUGAUUCGCUGUCACGAAACACGUUCAUUCGCAAACUGCCCAAAACUUAUCAUUUCAUAAAACAACUGAACGCUCUGGUGCUAGAGGGAUAUAAUAUCGUGGGAGAUGGCACUCCACAGGCACUUAUUCCGAUUUUAACCGGCAAGAUUGAACUUGAGUUACCAGAAACGCGAAAACGAAUUAACACAGCAAAUUACGUCAACGUAUAUCCUAUGAUAUGGAAUAAAUAUGAGGAACAUGGAUACAUAACAGGUUUUAUGGAAGAUGUACCGCAUAUCGGGACGUUUACUUAUCGCUUAAAAGGAUUUGAUAAGCAACCGACCCAUCACUACAUGCGCACCUAUUAUUUAGCCGCUUCUUCAUAUUUCAAAACAUAUAAUAAAUUCUGUUUAGCUGGCACUCCACGCCAUCUGGUGAUGAUGAAUUAUAUAAAAACGAUAUUCAAUACAUAUAAAAAGCAGCCAAAAUUUGUAUUUGGAUUUCAUGGAGAACUUUCUCAUGACUCUUAUAACGAUAUCGGGGUGGUGGACAACGAUUUAUAUUCUUGGGUGAAAAAUUUUUACGAUCUUGGACAUUUAAACAGUACCAUUUUAAUUUUAAUGAGCGAUCAUGGACACAGAUUUGCGGAUAUUCGUAAUACUUUACAAGGCAAGCAAGAAGAAAGAUUGCCAUUUUUCUCCUUCAUUUUUCCACCUUGGUUUAAACAAGUCCACCCACAAGCUUACGCAAACUUCGUGUACAACACACAAUAUUUAACGUCACCAUUCGAUGUACACAAGACGUUAGAAAAUAUACUUAACUUUGGUACGCCAAAAGAUGGGGAUCGACGUCAAAGAGCUAUCAGUUUGUUUGAUAAGAUACCUGUGGAUAGAACAUGCGCAGAUGCAUUUAUAGAGCCUCAUUGGUGUGCUUGUCUCGGAUGGAAAGAACUCUCAAUUGAUGAUACAAACGUUGUGGCUGCUGCUAAUUACUUCGUUCAAUUCCUUAAUGGUUACAUCGAAGAUCAUCAUAAUAUAUGCGCGAUACUACAUUUGGACGAGAUCUUAUGGGCUGCUAGGCUUAUACCUACUAAAGGUUUACUUAAGUUCCGAAAAUCCGGAGAUCAAGACGGUUUUAUAGGUGAUUUCAGUGCCAAAACAAAAGUAAUAACUGAAAUUUAUCAACUAAAAGUAAAAACAGUACCAGGUGACGCGUUAUUUGAAGUUAGCAUUGUUCAAGAUCUUGCGAAGAAUACUUUUCACACUAAGAUCUCUGAUGUUAGCAGAAUCAAUAUGUAUGGAUCUCAGGCGAGAUGUGUAGAAAAUUCACUAUUUCAUUUACGCAAAUACUGUUAUUGCAAAGGAUAAAUGACAUUUGCAUAGCAUAAUUUUAAAUAGCGUACAAUGUGGAUCACAGAAAGAUUGUAACACUUCUUUUCGAUUAGUUUCAGAAUGCAAUCUGCUCAUCGGAGAAAUUGGUUCUCUUACAAUAUAGAUUUAAUCAUUUAUAUUCAAUCACUCUACAAGCAAGACUAAAUUCCGAAAUCCAUAAAAAAAAAAGGUUUUGCAAUCUUUCUGUGAUCCACUGUACAGGAAUAACGCGCAUUAAAAUAUCAAUCAAAAAAGAUCUUGAGCGUGAGAAAUGUUAUUUAAUUUUAAACGAAAGUGCUGUGAUUAAUAUCACUUUGUUUUUUUGCAAUAUGAUGUUGCAUAUUAGACUGGCAUUAUAUUUAUCUUGAUAA